This is a messenger RNA of Phytophthora infestans T30-4, 1371 nucleotides long. Its product is annotated as Amino Acid-Polyamine-Organocation (APC) Family. NCBI's taxonomy places the organism in Eukaryota, Oomycota, Peronosporomycetes, Peronosporales, Peronosporaceae. The record is from RefSeq and is a predicted model, not a curated record. The transcript has a single exon. The coding region runs from base 1 to 1371 and encodes 456 amino acids. Gene Ontology annotation, molecular function: transmembrane transporter activity. Gene Ontology annotation, cellular component: membrane. Gene Ontology annotation, biological process: transmembrane transport.
AUGCACCACCGCGUCAUGGGCACGCUCUCUAUCGUAGCGGUGACCUACUUCUUCGGCUGUGGUGGUCCUGUGGGCUCGGAGCCUAUUAUCUCCUCUGCCGGCCCCGGAAUCGGCCUUCCGGCCUUGUUGCUGUAUCCUCUCCUCGUGACGGGGCCGUACGCCUUCAUUGUAGCAGAGUUGUGUUGUGCUUUCCCAGAAGACGGGGGCUUCACGGUGUGGGUUGUCAACGCAUGGGGUCCGUUCUGGGGCUUCCAGGUUGGCUGGUGGUCCUUCGUAUCUGGUGUUUUCAAUACGGCGUUGCUGCCGGGCUUCUUGUUGGAGAUCUUAAACGACUACUACGGUGUCUCCAUCUCAUCGGGUGUCACUUCGUACGCCAUCAAACUGGCACUUGCUAUUCUGCUCACUUUCCCCUGUCUGAUUGGAACGCGAGUCGUGUCUCGCACUUGUGUGAUGUUGCUGGGUUGUGUGCUGAUCCCCGUUCUAGUAUUCACUGGUUGGGGGUACUCUCGAGCCCGUGACUUCGGAGACCUCUUCGAGGUUCGACACGAGACCAACAUCAUCCAUGAACACUUGGGCGACGACGAACAAGUUGGUGACGUGGAAAUUAAAAGGGCCUUGCUGUUAAACACCUUGUUCUGGGCGUUCGACGGCAUCAACAUGGCUUCCGUUUUCGGCGGCGAGGUGUCCAACCCGGCACGCGUCUAUCCGCGAGCCAUCGCGUACACCGUCGUGUUGACUCUGUUGACCUACCUAGUUCCUAUUCCAGCCGCCAUCCUCGUAGAUGACCCCAACUGGACCUACUUCACACGUGACUCGUAUCCUGCGCUCGCCGAUGCUAUCGGAGGCCCCAUACUCAAGGCGUUCUUCGUUUUUUCGUCGUGCUGUUCAGUUGUCGGGUUGUUCAUCUCGGGUAUUUUCUGCAAGUCGUUCCAGUUAUCUGGUAUGAGCGACGUGCAGCUUCUACCUCACUUCUUCGCAUGGCGUAGUAGCCAUUUCAACGCUCCGUACGUGUCUAUCGGCGUCACGGCGCUCUUCACGAUGGCGCUGCUGGGUGUAGACUAUGACGCGUUGUUACCAAUGGCCAAUGCCUUUGCUGGGGCGGUCCAGCUCCUGAUUAUCCUCGCAGCUAUUCGGCUCCGUCAACUGCUUCCGUACAUCCCACGACCUGUUCGCGUCCCUGGUGGCACGCGUAUGCUCGCCGCGUUGGCUGGACUACCGACGAUCGUGCUCUGCUACAUUGUGUUCGACACGUUCCGUAGCAUGACGUCCGCUUUAAUUCUCUUGGCGUUCCUACUGCCAGGUGUAGCGUACGGCCUCUACGAGCGACGCCAUAACCAGGUGCCGCGUAACCAUAUCGGAGAACGACUCUGA